GAAGACGGAGGCGGCUGCGACGUAAACAAGCCAUGAUGGAAGAGAGGCAAGGUUUCCUGCUGCUGUGUCUCCUCGUGUUUCUCUCGUCUUUGGCGUGGGGAAAAAAGUUCGAGGGAGAAGAGAAGCCGGCCUGGGCCAAGAAGGACAUUAGAGACUAUAAUGAUGCCGAUUUGGAGAGACUACUGGAUCAGUGGGAGGAAGAUGAGGAACCAUUGCCAGACGAUGAGCUACCUGAGCACCUCAGACCUCGGCCUACAAUAAACUUUGAUCCCUCAAAUAUUGGGAAUCCGGAAGAACUGUUAAAAAUGAGCAAGAAGGGCCAUACACUUAUGAUGUUUGUACAAGUGAAGGAUGAGUUGAGUCCUGACAGGGCGGAAGAAAUUACAAAAAUUUGGCAGGGUUCCCUUUUCAACAACCACAUACAAGCAGAGAGAUAUAUGGUUGAUAAACGACGAGCAAUUUUCAUGUUCAAAGAUGGUGCUCAGGCAUGGGAGGCUAAAGACUUCUUGAUAGAGCAGCAGGAGUUGAAAGAGUGUUCACUAGAGAAUAAGGUGUACCAUGGACGCUUUACACCCGAGGGGAAGGUUGCAUAUGGGGAUACUGAAACAAAGAAGCCCAAGUCUAAAUCCAAGAAAAAGGAAGAGCUAUAAUUAUGGUAUUUAUAAUGGUCUAGAUGUUUUGAUCUGUUUGCAAAUUUUUUUUCUUAAUGAAUGAUUCUGAUGUUUCAUCUUUCUUAGUUCACCAUUAUUCUCAUUCAUGCUUAGUGCUGUUAAAGUAUUUUUGAUCAUCGGCUCUUAAUAAAGAUUUUUUUGUAUGGCGGUUGUCCAUAUAUGACGAGUGUUUAUUGAUAAUUUCUUCCAAAAGUUACGUUUUAAUAGUAAUUUAACAAUUAUGCAUGUUUGUGGGAUUUCUCGCAUUACAUACAAAUCUUUAAUGUGAUUUUUGUCUUUUGGCAAAGUGGUUUAGGUUCAUAAUUUGUAACUUUGUGAAAAUGACAGAUAGGGGUAUGUUUGUAAUAAAGAAUUUAAUAGA
Messenger RNA from Procambarus clarkii (red swamp crayfish), 1032 nucleotides. It is a transcript of the gene boca, whose product is annotated as LDLR chaperone boca. The record is from RefSeq and is a predicted model, not a curated record. Gene Ontology annotation, biological process: protein folding. Lineage: Eukaryota; Metazoa; Arthropoda; Malacostraca; Decapoda; Cambaridae.